AUGAAUAGUAUUGAACGACUUAAUGUCCUUGUUAUUGGUCCUUGUUAUUCUGGCAAAUCCAGUUUAAUAAAAAGGUAUAUUUUAAAUGAAUUUAUAGACAUAUAUGAUCCGAUAAUAGUAGAUACUUACAACAAAAAAUUGAAGUUCAAAAACAAAGAAUUAAUUCUUCAAAUUACGGACGUCACAGGGUCCGAAAGUUGUGAAGCGAUUUUAUAUGAUGAGAUAAGAAACAAAGAUGGAUAUCUACUUGUGUAUCCCAUCAACUCCAAAGAGAAAUUUAAAGAAGUUGUUGUUUUUCAUCAACGAAUUUACAAAGAGUUGAACAAAACUUCAGAUGAAAAAAUUGCCCUCGUCUUGUGUGCCAACAAAAGUGAUUUGGAACAAGAAAGACAAGUAUCUACACAAGAAGGACAGGAUCUUGCUGAUGAGUGGGGCUCUCUAUUUUUUGAAGUGUCGGGGAAACACAACAUAUAUGUUGACAAACUUUUUGAAUCACUAGUAACAGAAAUUAUUAAUCAAAAAAUAACAAGUAAAAAUAAUUUUAAUUAUGAUUAUAAAUCAAAACAAGACUGCGUUUUAAUGUAA
Messenger RNA from Entamoeba invadens IP1, 585 nucleotides. Its product is annotated as ras, putative. NCBI's taxonomy places the organism in Eukaryota, Evosea, Mastigamoebida, Endamoebidae. Gene Ontology annotation, biological process: signal transduction. Gene Ontology annotation, molecular function: GTP binding; GTPase activity; GDP binding. The record is from RefSeq and is a predicted model, not a curated record. The transcript has a single exon. The coding region runs from base 1 to 585 and encodes 194 amino acids. Gene Ontology annotation, cellular component: plasma membrane.